AUGAGCAACGAUAUUCCUACGGUUGCCGAUCUCAAGCAAGCCGUCGAGGCCGGACAACGAAUUACACCCGUGGACGUCUCGAUGAUUUCACACGCGGAAAGUGUGUUAACUGGGCGUGGCCCACUCCGCGGUGGACCAGCUGCGACCGCCCAAAGCCUCGCGAUGCGACAAAUGAACUUUGAUGCCCAGCUCGACGAGGUAUCUCGUAAGCCGCAGAGCCACAUCACACAUGAAGAUGCACGCGAAAUGCAAGCCACAGAGGGCCGUGCAUUUGGUCGACCACCUGGUCGAGGUUCCGUGUCUGAACAAGUCCGAUCGAUCGCCGAUCGGAACGAAAUCCUCGGGCUACCUCCUGUGCCGACCGAACUGCCGGUCUAUGUGACUAAAGAUGAUGCUCGAGAGGCCCAACGAGCUGAGUCGAUGGUGUACGGUGGGCAAAUCCCUCGACAAGGCAUGGCCGCCCAGAUGCAGAGCGCUGCGGAUAAGAUCGAUAAUGUCCGGCGAGACGAGCCGUGGUAG
Molecule: messenger RNA, 519 nt
Organism: Penicillium verhagenii
Lineage: Eukaryota; Fungi; Ascomycota; Eurotiomycetes; Eurotiales; Aspergillaceae
Exons: 4
Coding region: 1-519 (172 amino acids)
Source: RefSeq, a predicted model, not a curated record